This is a messenger RNA of Penicillium mononematosum, 1008 nucleotides long. RefSeq lists its product as uncharacterized. The coding region runs from base 1 to 1008 and encodes 335 amino acids. Gene Ontology annotation, molecular function: protein binding. The transcript has 5 exons. Lineage: Eukaryota; Fungi; Ascomycota; Eurotiomycetes; Eurotiales; Aspergillaceae. The record is from RefSeq and is a predicted model, not a curated record.
AUGGGUGGCUGGGCGAUAUUUUGCGCUAUCUGCGGAGGUCCAUUCUCCAGCCAGGUCGACAUGGACUGCGAAGGGACCGACGAAAGGGCCUAUCGUUUCGACAUUCUCGAGGACUGCAACCUGGAGUGGCUCGACAAACUACGCGCCCUAGGAAUGAAUCCCGACGCUACCGGAAGUGACAAGUCGUUUCUGACGGGAUCUGGUCGCUACUUUGACUAUCCCUCCGGGGCACUAGAACUAGCCGUCAAUAAUAAAAACCGCUUACUAGAUAUGAACAUCCCAUACCCGAAGAAUGAGAUUGUGCCCAUGGUCGCAUAUCACGACUUCGCGGAAAUCGGCACACCACAUGUGUUUCCCUUUCACUCCGUUUGCUACGAGGUUCUGAGGAGAUGCAUCUCCCUGAGGAAGCCAGGUGAAAUUCGGGAACAUACGCUGUAUCAGGUUUUCGAACACGCCAACGGUGGCCGGUAUGUCCGGCUGCAACUUGACUAUGGCGACCCAGAACCCCCCGCAGAGCAGGUGUGGGAGAAUCUCCGAGGACAGGAGAUUCUAGUAGUAAAUCCAGUCGACAUACCGGAGCUCGAAUCGGAGAUCAGCGAUAUCAAGUGCUUGUUAGACACGAAAACCUACCUAGGUAAUAAGACGAAGCUCCGUGAAGAGGAUAUUUUUAGUCGUCUUCCGAUCGAACUGCGACACGAAAUAUUCAAGCACCUUCGCCCAGAAUCAGUUUUGGCUCUCAAGGCGGCCUCGUGGGUCAUGCACGCUACCUUGAUUCCACGCUCCAUGUGGGAGGCCAAGUUAGUCGAUACAUAUCCAUGGCUGUGGGAGGUGCUCGAACUCUCGGUUUUCCAAUCACAGGAGAUCGAGGAGAAGGCUUUUAGGCUGCUUCUCGCUUGCAGUGAGCACGGCGAGUCCACGAGCAAAAGUUAUGGCUAUACCCUGGGCCUCGCCAACAGGAGAAGGAUCUGGGGAGUAUGCGAACAGAUUCGGAGUCGAUAUUUAAAAUAG